Messenger RNA from Strongylocentrotus purpuratus (purple sea urchin), 2409 nucleotides. Its product is annotated as acyl-coenzyme A amino acid N-acyltransferase 1. Gene Ontology annotation, molecular function: fatty acyl-CoA hydrolase activity. NCBI's taxonomy places the organism in Eukaryota, Metazoa, Echinodermata, Echinoidea, Camarodonta, Strongylocentrotidae. Gene Ontology annotation, biological process: fatty acid metabolic process; acyl-CoA metabolic process. The record is from RefSeq and is a predicted model, not a curated record. Bases 287 to 1669 code for a protein of 460 amino acids. The transcript has 10 exons.
AUGACCGACCGUGAUUGAUUAAGUCAUACGGGUACAAAGUCCAAUGUCAUAAUAUCUUGUAUAUCGUCGGUAUUUCAUCAGACGGCAGAGCAUUAAUUUUGUAUGUCUUUCCAAGUACAUUGCAGGAAACGGUUUCCACGCGAAAAUACAACAGGAAUUCAUUGAUAGCACUUUGAUGAAUUAUUGAGACGCGUAAGGAGGGAAUUGAGGACAGCAUAAUAAUAUUUGUAUUGUUUGUCGACGUCCAUCAUCAGGCUGUAAUCAAUCCAAGUCUACAAAUCGUGAAAUGGAUCUAGAUGCGAGAAAUCCAGUCCCAAAUGUCCAGGUCCUACCGAAGUAUAGUCUAAACGACGAGGAUCUUCACAUUAAGGCAACUGGUCUAAGACCCUGUCAGCGUGUCACCCUCAGGGCUCACGUCUUCACAGAAUCGGGAAAGUAUCGGUUCGAAUCCCAUGCUCAGUACGAGGCGGACGACAGAGGGAUCGUGGAAGUUGAGAAGGCACCAUCACUCGGUGGUAGCUACCAGGGUAUCGAACCCAUGGGGUUGCUCUGGAGCUUAGAACCAGCACCAGAGAUCGCUCACAAGAGACCUCGUCUGGUCAAGCGCAACAUCCAGAAGCCUUUCAUCUACACCUUCCAGCUGGUAGAUGAUGUAGACAAUGUAGUGAUGCAUUCCACUUCGGUUGAAAGAUGGUAUCUAGCCAGCUAUGUGGAACGGCAUCUGGUACAACACGGGAUUGCAGAUGGGUGCUUGUAUAUUCCGAAAAAGAAGGGUUCCUCUGAUCCGAUGCCGGUGCUUCUUGAUAUCAGGGGUGGUGUUCCUUUCUUGGUAGAAGACAGACCCUCCUUGAUGGCAUCUCAUGGCUUUGCUGUCUUCUCCAUCGAUUACUUUCGUAAGAUGAUGGCUGGUAGGAGAAUCUUCAAUGAAAAAUGCAGAUACUUUGAUCUGAAGAUAUUCCUGGACAUCUUCGAGUUUAUCGCAAACCAUCCUCGUCUUGAUAGCAGUCGAGUUGGAAUUGUCUCUUCUUGCCUAGGAAGUGUCUUGGCGCUUCAAGCUGCUGCCAGGCUGAAAGAUAUGGUCCCUAUCCGAUGUGUGGCGGCUACCGGAUGUGUGGACUUCCUCGGUUACGAGAUUGGUCUCAGGUUACCUGACGGAACAACGAUAGAACCUUACAAGAAUUCUGAUCACGAGGAAGUAGUCGAGGAUACAGAUGGCGGAUAUAUAUGGCAACUGAGUGAUUUCAACGCUUUUGAUAAUCUGCAAGGCGAUUUCGUAAUACCGGUUGAAGAUAUAUCCUGCCCAAUGCUUUUCAUCACGAAUGGAGACGACCAACACAUACCGUCAUACAAACGUAUGACCGCCAUGAAGGAGAGGAUAGAGAGAGUUGGCAAGGGUAAUCUCUUAGAAACAAUUCAUCUUGAGGGCGCUGGUCAUUACAUUGACGCUCCAUAUCUUCCACUAUGUCGAAAAAACAACAUGGAUCCAACUCUUCCUUAUCCUGUUUGUGGCGUAAACGGAGGGGAGCCGCGGCUCCAUGGCUACGCGCUCAACAAGGCUUGGCGGAAGACGAUCAACUGGUUCCGGGGUCAACUGAACAUCACAGAAACUUACCGUUUGGACUGGCUAGAUUCAAUUUCAUCAACUCCAUAUGUAUCAUCGAGACUUUGAUAUUUACUUAAAUGUUAGGUUAUUACCCAUAAUGCGUUUAUAUCAUGAUUUUAAAUGCUUUUGCUCCUGAAGAUCGUGAUUGCUUACAGGGUGUCAUUCAAACGUACUCACACAUCACUUAGAUUUGGAUAAGAAUAAGUUUAUCUGGGAAAGGGGGCUCUACACGAUCCUAAGGACUUUAGAGAAAUCUAACCAAGGGCAAUUUCAAUACAAUCUUGUAUAUCUCAUAGAAUUCAUGUUCAGAUUACGUAAUACGACAUUAUGAUGUUCGCACAUACCUAAAAUUGACGCAAUGGUAAAGGUCACGUAUCGAUAUGACAUUAUCCACCUUGUAAUUGCGGAAGGUAAUGGAAAUGGAAACUAAUUUAAGAUGCAGGUAUAUUCUAUUGUCAUGCUCUUAUCUUGAUGAAACGCGCUUAAUUUAUUGCAUGGAUGCUCCUAUAGAAUACCUAUGCAUGACUGAAAUUUAAAGUCUUUUUAUUCAGUAUUUUUAUAAUAAUUACCGUUUAAUGUACUCUCGAAAGGCAGCCUUUAUGUUAUGCAACUAAAUGUGACAUAUGGUAUGGUAUUUAUUGAAUCAUGCAUCGCAGUUAAUUGCACAUGGAUAUACAUUACAUUUUAAAAACGAGUGUACAAUUUAAAACAGUAUCAUUUACAUAAUUAUAAGUACAAGUAUAUGUCACAUGUUUAUCCUAAAUUUUGUACCAAAUGUAAAAUAAAAGCAAACAUACGAACAAGAG